Molecule: messenger RNA, 566 nt
Organism: Argentina anserina (silverweed cinquefoil)
Lineage: Eukaryota; Viridiplantae; Streptophyta; Magnoliopsida; Rosales; Rosaceae
Exons: 1
Coding region: 83-352 (89 amino acids)
Source: RefSeq, a predicted model, not a curated record
CCAUCCCAAUUCCAACACUUUCUCACACUCUUCAAUCAUCUGACCAACAACACUUUUCGGCUUUCUUGUUCUUCUUCAGAACAUGAACUACCUCAACCGUGUCUUCAUGGCCGCCAGUGUUCCCACGGCGCCUGCCCCUUCCGACCAGGUCCACAGAUGGAACUCCGGCCUUAACUCCUUCCACAUCAGCCGGAGGCGUGACACGUCCUCCGAUCUCCGCCCUCCGUCUGGCGGAACCGGGACAGGGCUUUCUGGUGGAGGAGGAGUCGCUGGAAAGAGCGAGGAGAGACGACAGCAGUCCGAUGAGUCUCUGCAGCGAGUCAUGUACUUGAACUGCUGGGGUCAGGGUUAAGGUCGUCGCACUGCCGGACAUCGUGGUUUUCCGGCGUCGGGUCUUAAAUAUAAGUUGGAAGCUCGAAGUUACCGUUGAUCCGCAGCAGGGAGGAUAGGUUGUUGUGGAAGAUGAUGGGUAACUCGAUUAUUGAGUUGACCGGGUAUGGUGGUCGGAAUCUUGAUGUAAAUUGUACAGCAAUGACGAGUAAUAGAUGACCUUUUCUUUUCUCGUA